AUGAACAAAACAUGUCUAGGGUGGAUCAAACACAGGAGUUCUGAUACAGCGAGUGCAUUGGACGAAAUAAGAACUGGAAUAACUUCAAUAAAUCAACAAAGGUUUGGUAGAGAGCAAGGAGGAGAGGAGAGUGAUUCCAAUCCUCGAAGAAAUAUAAUUAACGAGUGUAUGUCCGAGAGUGCGAUACCAGACUCCUUGCUACAAUGGGAUCCAGCAAACCUUGCACACGAUCCCAUAGCAUGGAAAUAUGUCAUGCGUUUGCAAAGUAUGAGUGCCUUUCUUGCCUCUUCAGUAGUAACAGUUUCAGGAGAAUUGUGGUGA
Messenger RNA from Acaulospora colombiana, 321 nucleotides. NCBI's taxonomy places the organism in Eukaryota, Fungi, Glomeromycota, Glomeromycetes, Diversisporales, Acaulosporaceae. The record is from the annotation of a GenBank genome assembly.